Molecule: messenger RNA, 1738 nt
Organism: Tripterygium wilfordii
Lineage: Eukaryota; Viridiplantae; Streptophyta; Magnoliopsida; Celastrales; Celastraceae
Product: receptor like protein 29
Exons: 1
Coding region: 59-1471 (470 amino acids)
Molecular function (GO): protein binding
Source: RefSeq, a predicted model, not a curated record
CCAACCAAACAUCUGCUAAUAGCUGAGGAAACCUCCUUACAAUACCUUCCCAUCCACAAUGCGCUUCAGCUGCAGCAGCUGUUCCUUCUCACUCUUCAUUUCUCUGCUGCUCCUCUCUCUCUCUCCCAAUCCCAUCCCUUUUAUUUCCUCCGCCCAUGCUACCAAACUAAACAAGAAUCUCUCAUCAACCACAAUGCUUCCUUCAGAGGCUGAGGCCCUUUUCAAGAUCAUGGACUCCAUGUCCGCUGACAAGUCCUGGAGAAUUUCCUACCCCAACCCAUGUAAUACCGGCUCAUCUUGGCCUGGCAUUGAGUGCAAAACUGCCCAAGACGACCAUCUCCAUGUCUCUAGGCUUGAUUUUGGCACCUCCCCGUAUCCGACAUGCAAGGGCACAGCCACAUUUCCUCACGAAAUAUUCUCUCUUCCUUACCUCCAAUCAGUCGUCUUCUUCAAAUGUUUCACUCGCACCAAAACCACCCUCUCUGUUUCGCCAAACAGACUCUCCAUGUCUCUACUUGAACAACUCAGUCUCAGAUCAAACCCUGCACUUGUCGGUCCAAUCCCACCACAAAUUUCCUCCUUAAAGUCCCUACAAAUCCUCACUUUGUCGCAAAACGUCCUUACUGGACAUAUUCCCAUUCAGAUUUUCGGCAUGAACUCUCUGGUUCACCUUGAUUUGAGCUACAAUAUGUUGACUGGUGCCAUCCCAUGUCAAGUGGAGAACCUCAAAAAUCUUGUUGGCCUUGAUUUGAGCUUCAAUUCACUCACAGGGUACAUCCCGCACACAAUUGGUCAACUGGGUCUGCUUCAAAAGCUCGACUUGAGCUCGAAUUCACUUACAGGUGGUAUUCCUGAGAGCAUUGAGACGCUCAAUUCGUUGGCCUUCAUGGCUUUGAGUAACAACAAACUCAGUGGUAACUUCCCAAAAGGAUUGGAAAAGUUACAAAGUUUGCAGUACUUGAUUAUGGAUGAUAAUCCCAUGUAUAUACCUCUGCCUACACAACUUGGCAAGCUAGUGAAAUUACAAGAGCUCAGGCUUGCCAAUUCAGGCUACUCUGGCACCAUCCCAUCAGGGAUUUCGCAGCUUUUGAACUUGAGCACACUCUCUCUUCAGAACAACAGACUAACAGGUGAAAUCCCAGUUGGUCUUGGCAGCCUCUCUCACAUAUAUCACCUGAAUCUUAGCAGAAAUCUCUUGGGUGGAGUUGUGCCUUUAGAUCCAAGUUUCCUGAAGAGGUUGGGAAGGAAUCUGGAUCUCAGUGGCAACCAUGGUCUCUGUUUAAGCCCCUCUGAAGCAGCAUACAGUGUCAAGAUAGGAAUUGGUGUUAGUGUCUGUGGCAGCAACAAGAACGCUUCUUUCAUCCAGCCUCCACAGAACAAGUCUCAAGCUCCUUGUGGUUUCUCCAAACCAUUCUUUCUGCUUGGUGCUUUGAUCGUUCAUGGUUUGCAUCAAGCAAUGGCUUUACCAUGAUUUUUCUUGCGCCUAAAUUUUCCAUUUUCACAUAUAUAUUUAUAUUCUCUCCAGUCUGGUGGGAUUUUUUAGAAAUUAUUAAUAGGUUUUAAUAAUGAUUCUAAGGCUUUCGCGUGCACUUGGUGGUUCUGCUAAUUUUAGGCGAAAAUUUUGGUUUCCCACUUUCUCUGCCAUAUUGGAUUGCAAAGAUCUCGCGGGACUCUCUAUAAAUGGUUCAAGGAACAGUACUGAGCAGUUGAGGUUGAUCUUUCCUUCUAAAUUAUGGUA